Brassica oleracea var. oleracea is the source of this 2052-nucleotide messenger RNA. RefSeq names its product sister chromatid cohesion 1 protein 1. The transcript is spliced from 19 exons. NCBI's taxonomy places the organism in Eukaryota, Viridiplantae, Streptophyta, Magnoliopsida, Brassicales, Brassicaceae. Gene Ontology annotation, molecular function: chromatin binding; protein binding. The coding region runs from base 36 to 1910 and encodes 624 amino acids. Gene Ontology annotation, biological process: synaptonemal complex assembly; replication-born double-strand break repair via sister chromatid exchange; mitotic sister chromatid cohesion. Gene Ontology annotation, cellular component: synaptonemal complex; cohesin complex. The record is from RefSeq and is a predicted model, not a curated record.
UUCUGGGUUGGAGUAUUCUCGUGAGGUGAAGAAGGAUGUUUUACUCUCAUCAGCUUCUAGCUCGAAAAGCUCCGUUAGGUCAGAUAUGGAUGGCUGCCACGUUGCACGCGAAGAUCAAUCGGAAGAAGCUGAACAAGCUCGACAUCAUCCAAAUCUGCGAAGAGAUUCUCAACCCGUCGGUUCCGAUGGCUCUUCGUCUUUCUGGGAUUUUGAUGGGUGGGGUUGUGAUCGUUUACGAGAGGAAAGUAAAGCUCCUAUUCGAUGACGUCACUCGCCUUCUGGUAGAAAUUAAUGGAGCUUGGCGCACAAAAGCUGUUCCGGAUCCUACUUUACUACCUAAAGGACGAACCCACGCCAGGAAAGAGGCUGUUACGUUACCUGAGAAGGACGAAGCUGAUUUUGGGGAUUUCGAACAGACUCGUAGUCAGUUACCCAAAUUCCCCAAUUUCAUGGACUUUCAGCAGUCUUACAUCUCCAUGAGGUUAGAUGAACCCAAUGUCAACGAUAUCCCCGAGCAAGAGGAUCUCCAUCAAGCUGCUGCCGAGAAUAUCACACUCUUCGAGUAUCAUGCUUCAUACCAGACUAACACUGAGACGUAUGAUCGCUUUGAAAGAUUUGACAUCGAAGGAGAUGAUGAAACUCAGUUGAACUUUAAUUCAAGAGAAGGCGCUCAAAUACCUCCAACUCUGAUCCCAUCACCACCUCGUCAUCAUGAUUUUCCUGAAGCCUUGACAUCUGUAGGAGGCAAUCCCACAAGCCCUCAGCCCCAGGAGCAACAAGAGCACGGAAGGGAUGUAUUUGCUGAGCAGACGGGGGAGCAAAACAUACCGGACAGAGAGGACCAAGAUAUACCACGGCCAACAAAAAAAAGAGCAAGAAGGGCAGCUACUUCAGCCAUGGAUUAUGAGCAGACUAUUAUCGCUGGUAAUCAAUACCAGUCAUGGCUUCAGGAUACUUCUCACAUUCUCCUGAGGGGAAAAAAGAGAAAGGCUCGAGGACCCGCCAGCCCAAGUUUUGAGGUUACUAAACGUAUGAAGAUGCCACUUACACAACUCUUUCAAGAGCAUGUGGACGGUUCUUACCCACCUCAGCUCAUGGAGCUUUGGUCAAAAUGCACUCACCCUCUUCAAGCCACUACAUCUGAAACUGGACGCCCUGAUCUCUCCGGUGAACAAUCUCCAGGGUUUGUCCAGGAGAGAAUGCAAGACCACCAUCAAACAGACCAUCAGCAUCACGGCACUGAGACAAGCUUCCAAAAUCUUGGUAGUCCCGCAGAAAGACUUCGGAACGUUCUUGCUGAGAAAGAUGGUUCAAUAGAAGGCCUGAUGGCUAAAUCUCGAGCAAGCGCUGAGAAUAAUAACCGCCAGGCUGCUGCUGAUAUUAGCGUUACACCAUUAUAUUCUGGAGAUGACGUGAGAUCCAUGCCUAGCAGCACACCAUCCGCACGUGGGGCAGCUUCCAUUAACAUAGAAAUCAACUCUAACAGUCGCAGGCUCACCAGAAAAAGGCAACAUUCCUCACCAAGAAGAGGACUUGAACCAGUAGCGGAAGACAGGACGUGGGAGCACCGUGCUUAUGACUUUGAGUUUUCAAUGUUACCUGAAAAGGGGGGCUUCACAGCUGAUAACGAAGUACUAGCUGAGACUGGACCUACACAAACUCAAAAGCCAGUGACCACUCACACAGACGAGAAGAUAACUGAUAGCAUCAAAAGCCACCUCAAGACGCACUUUGAAACACCUGGAGCUCCUCAAGUGGAAUCUCUUAACAAGCUCGCUGUUGGAAUGAAAAGAAACGCUGCAGCUCAACUCUUCUACCAAUCCUGUGUGCUAGCCACUCGCGGAGUCAUAAAGGUGGAGCAAACACAGCCUUAUGGGGACAUUCUCAUAGCACGAGGACCCAAUAUGUAAGCAGGCUUUGAUACUUGAGAUAAAAGGUUAUUUAGUUGUUUUGCUUUUCAUAUUUAAGCAGAGAGAGAGUCCCAUAGACUUCAAAAAUUAUAACGGCUUAAUACUUUUCAUGAGACAUAAUCUAAUUAAUUUUAUAAGACUU